Messenger RNA from Larimichthys crocea (large yellow croaker), 1005 nucleotides. RefSeq names its product micronuclear linker histone polyprotein-like. The record is from RefSeq and is a predicted model, not a curated record. The coding region runs from base 1 to 717 and encodes 238 amino acids. The transcript is spliced from 2 exons. NCBI's taxonomy places the organism in Eukaryota, Metazoa, Chordata, Actinopteri, Sciaenidae.
AUGAUUGAGGAGUAUUGGGUGAGCUUCAGGGAGACCAACAGGGGGACCAGCAGGAGGACGGGCAGGAGGUCCAACGGGAGGACCAGUAGGAGGUCCAACAGGAGGACCAGCAGGAGGACUGACAGGAGGGCCAACAGGUGGACCAGCAGGAGGACCGACAGAAGAUCCAACAGGAGGUUCAGCAGGAGGUCCAACAGGAGGUCCAACAGAAGGUCCAACAGGAGGUCCAACAGGAGGACCAGCAGAAGGUCCAACAGGAGGACCAGCAGGAGGACCAGCAGGAGGACCAACAGGAGGACCAACAGGAGGACCAGCAGGAGGACCAGCAGGAGGACUGACAGGAGGGCCAACAGGAGGACCGACAGGAGAUCCAACAGGAGGUUCAGCAGGAGGUCCAACAGGAGGUCCAACAGGAGGACCAGCAGGAGGACUGACAGGAGGGCCAACAGGAGGACCGACAGGAGAUCCAACAGGAGGUCCAACAGGAGGUCCAACAGGAGGUCCAGCAGGAGGUCCAACAGGAGGACCAACAGGAGGACCAGCAGGAGGACCAGCAGGAGGACCAGCGGGAGGACCAACAGGAGGUCCAGCAGGAGGACCAGCAGGAGGUCCAACAGGAGGUCCAGCAGGAGGACCAGCAGGAGGUCCAACAGGACUACUGGGACCCAGAGGAAGACCCAGAGGGUCCCGGUUGAGAAGUCCUCUCUCAGCGUUUAAGAAAAACAAAGUUUAUUUCAUCUUUAAUAAACUUUCCAAACUUAAAGGUCCAGUCUGCUGGACUUCUGAUUGUUACCCCCUCAUCUCACCCUGUCGUUCCUAACAUGAAGGAGAAACUACGGCCACCACAGAAUCACAGAAUCCAGAAUCACUUCAGUUUGUCUGUUUGUGUAGAAACAUGGCCGGCCACAGCGCCACCAACAGUCUAAUGUGAGGAUUGAUCUGACACACCGGACCUUUAAUCUGUUCGUUAAAGUGCUGCAGGCGUGAUCAGCUGUUCUGUUCUGU